AUGUUUAUUGUUUCAGAACGCCUGAAUGUGCUUUACGAGCGUAAUUGGACAAGACUUGUCCACGAACAAUUACGCAAAUUCGAGUCGUCUAUAGUUGCUGCGGCGAGGCAGUCCGAAGCACAACCUGAUGAGUUAGCACUGGAUACCAAAUGGAGUUUCUCCGGAUCUCUAAUAUAUUGCAUAACACUGAUCACUACUAUAGGAUAUGGAAACGUAUCUCCAAGGACAGCGGCAGGCAGGGCUGCUACAGUAGCCUAUGCAGCAGCCGGUGUGCCAUUGACUCUAGCUUGCUUGGCAGGCUUAGGUGCCUCAUUGGCACGAAUAGCACGAUUGGCGUGGUUGAGAGCAACUAAAAAUAAAGUACCUAAUACUUGGAGAAAAGAUGGUGAGGUCGAAAAUCAUUUUCAACUGCACGAGCAACAACGACUUCUGCCACAGCCAGCUGAAAACAAUCAGUAUACAUCGUUUCCUCCGAGAAUGCAUAGAUCUCCUGGAACUGUAAAGACAAGAACUGGUGAUAGAGGACAGUAUUCACAAGUAUUUGAAAGGGCACCUAUGAGUCCUAGAGCUGCAACUUUGGGACGAGUGAAACGCAAUGCCUUAUCUGAUGAACCGCAAACAUCAUCAGCAAUUCAAACACAGACACUCGACCGGAAGAAAACUAAUAAUGUAAAGUGCCUAGCAACGGUUCAUGGACCAUCAAGAGGCAGAGGACGAGGUACAAUACAGAGACCGAGAGGACCAGCGAUAGAACAACUGAUAGCUGAAGAAUGUGGAGAGAUAUUCCUCAAUAGAAGUCAAGAAGAUUUAGAUGACUCGGAAGAUCCCGAUGAAGGAAUAUGCCCUCACGAUACACCAUCCAGAGUGCCUUUAAUAUGGAAUGAAGAGAACCAUAAAGCCAAGAGUUGUGCUGUACCCAGUAGUAAUGCUGCUACUAGCGUACAGCAUCAAAACAGCCACAGCUUAGAGCAUUGCCACAUACCUGCCGGCAUUGUGCUAUUUCUUUUGUUAGGAUAUAUCUGCAUUGGUGCAGCCAUUUUCUCAGUCUGGGAAAGCUGGAGUUUCCUUGAUGCUGCCUAUUUUUGCUUUAUUGCAUUAGCCACUAUCGGUUUUGGUGAUUUCGUUCCAACCAGUUUCCUGACAGCAAAGCAGAGUACAGAAAUCUCAAAAAGUGAAUACAUCCAAAUGAUCGCAUGCUGUGCAUAUCUUGUAUUCGGACUCAUUCUGAUAGCUAUGGCAUUCAGUCUUUUACAAGACGAAGUAGUUGCUCGAUGUACGCAACUAGCCAACAGUUUGGGUCUUACAAAACAAUGACAAUACGAGAAGAGCGAUUGCAGCUCAACAGACAAUCAUUUGAGGAUGUUAUGAUCGUUGUUAUAAGGAGUUACUACAUGAUCCAAUACGUUUUCAGGAUCUGUUCUGUACUUCGUAUUAUUAGACAUUGUAUCUCAUGUUAACAUUGUAUAGAUAAAUAUCAUUAUUUUCUCAUAUCUGCGUAAAAUUUAAUUGAAGAUAAAGUAAUUUGAAACUUUUUACAAUAUUUUUACUCAAGAAUAAGAUUUGUGAUGUAAAUAAUGUAAAAACUUAAUCAUAAAAGGAAGGCUGAAAUUGUAAUGAAACAAUAAAAUUGUGUGAAUUGUAA
This is a messenger RNA of Melitaea cinxia (Glanville fritillary), 1642 nucleotides long. RefSeq lists its product as uncharacterized. Gene Ontology annotation, molecular function: potassium ion leak channel activity. The record is from RefSeq and is a predicted model, not a curated record. The coding region runs from base 1 to 1314 and encodes 437 amino acids. NCBI's taxonomy places the organism in Eukaryota, Metazoa, Arthropoda, Insecta, Lepidoptera, Nymphalidae. The transcript has 5 exons. Gene Ontology annotation, biological process: potassium ion transmembrane transport; stabilization of membrane potential. Gene Ontology annotation, cellular component: membrane.